GCUUAGAUAUUAAGGGUAUAAGCACGAAAAAUAUUCAAAAACUUUAUGAGAAUAAUUUAUUGAAUCAGCCGGCUGAUUUUUACCGUCUUUAUCAAAAGGAAAGACAGUUGUUAAAAUUAGAAGGGUUUCGAAAAAAGAGUGUUGACAAUAUGCUGCGCUCAAUAGAGAAUUCCAAAAAAAGGCCUCUGGAUAAUUUAUUAACGGCAUUGGGAAUCCCACUCCUCAGUUCAGUCAAAGCCCAAAAACUAAAUAAGUUUUAUCCGAAUUUAACCAGUCUUCUUACAGCGGUAAAAAAUGAAGAAUGA
Molecule: messenger RNA, 305 nt
Organism: Racocetra persica
Lineage: Eukaryota; Fungi; Glomeromycota; Glomeromycetes; Diversisporales; Gigasporaceae
Source: the annotation of a GenBank genome assembly